UGGGCCUGGAUUCAGGAAAACCUGAGCUCAAAUCUGGCCUCAUUCCCUUCCUGGAGAGCUGGUCUCCAUUUUCCAUACUGUAAAAUGGUGGUAGUAGGACCUACAUGACAGAGUUUUUGUUAGGAUCAGAUGAGAUAAUAUUUGUAAAGCCGUUGUGCCUGGCACAUAAUAGACACUUAAUAAAUGUUUGUUUCCUUGUUUCCUGCAUACGAAAUAUACCUAAGGUAAACUGCAGGAAAUCAGAGAAGGUCGAUCAAGACAUGCUUCUUGUAGAUGGUGGGAUCUUAGUAAAGACUUAAAGGCCCCCCAGAGCAGGCUGGCUCAAAACAGGAACGCUUGGAGCUGAGAUCUCUCUGCUUUCUUCCCUUGGAGCUGAGAUCUCUCUGCUUUCUUCCUUUGGAGCAGAGAUUUCUUUGCCCUCCCUCACAGCCAGGAUCUGUCUGCCUUUUGGAGGCCAGCUCUGAACAUGCCAGUCCCAGCUCAGCCUUCAGAGGACCAAGGCCUGGCCCAAGCAGGGAGCCUGGAGACAGAGGGAAUGGCCCCCGGGACCCAGAGACCUCCACCCCAGGAGUUGGUGACAUUCAAGGAUGUGGUUGUGGAUUUCACUGAGGAGGAGUGGGGCCUCCUGGACCAUUCUCAGAAAGAGCUGUACAAGGAGGUCAUGGAGGAGAAUGCCCAGAACCUGCUGACCCUGGGGCUUCCAGUGCCUAGAGAAGAUCUGAUCUCCCCUUUUCAUCAAGGAGAAGCACCAGGGACACUAGGGCAAAAAGGCCCAAGGAACUCCUGGCCAGGUGCAGAGACCAGGUUUGAAGUGAAUGAGGUGACUACACAGCUGAGCAUUUUUGUGGAAGAAUGUGGCCGGCAAACAUUCAUGAGUGAUGAUCCCUGUGAUUUCAAUUGGAAAGAAAUGGAAGAGAAGUUUUAUAAAUGUGAUGAAUGUGGGAAGGCUUUCUGCUACAGAUCACUCCUCAUUUGCCAUCAGAGUAUCCACACCGGAGAGAAACCUUAUGAAUGUAAACUGUGUGGAAAGGCUUCAGAUAGAGCUUCAGAUAUAGCUUUACAUCAGAGAACCCACACCAGGGAGAAGAUCUAUAAAUGUAAUCAAUGUGGAAAGGCUUUCAGAUACAGCUCCAGUCUUGCUAAACAUCAGAGAUUCCACAAUACAGAGAAACCUCAUGAAUGUGAUCAGUGUGGAAAGACUUUUGGAAAGAAGUCCCGUCUUGGUGCCCAUCAGAGAAUCCCUGCUGGAAAGAAACCUUUUGAAUGUAAUCAGUGUGGAAAGGCUUCGGGUAAAGCUUUACGUCAGAGAGUCCACACUAGGGAGAAAACCUAUGAAUGUAAUCAAUGUGGAAAGGCUUUCACACAGAGAGCCAAUCUUGCUUUGCAUCAGAGAAUUCACACUGGAGAGAAACCUUAUGAAUGUAAUCAAUGUGGAAAGGCUUUCACAAAGAGCUCGAAUCUUGGUGUACAUCAGAGAAUGCACACUGGAGAGAAACCUUAUGAAUGUAAUCAGUGUGGGAAAGCUUUCAGAUAUAGCUCCAGUCUUACUGAGCAUGAGAAAAUCCACACUGGAGAGAAACCUUAUGAAUGUAAUCAGUGUGGAAAGGCUUUCACACGGAACUCCCGUCUUGUUUUACAUCAGAGAAUCCACACUGGGGAGAAGCUUUUUGAAUGUAAUCAAUGUGGAAAGGCUUUCACACAGAGCUCUAGUCUUACAGUACAUCGGAGAAUCCACACUGGAGAGAAACCUUUUGAAUGUAGUCAGUGUGGAAAGGCUUUCAGAGAGAGCUCUCAUCUUGGUGCCCAUCAGAGAAUCCAUACUGGAGAGAAACCUUAUGAAUGUAAUCAGUGUGGAAAGGCUUUCACAGAGAGCUCUCAUCUUAGUGCCCAUCAACGAAUCCACACUGGAGCGAAACCUUAUGAAUGUAAUCAGUGUGGAAAGGCUUUCACAAAGAGCUCUAGUCUUACCGUACAUCAGAGAAUGCACACUGGAAAAAAACCUUUUGAAUGUAAUCAGUGUGGAAAGGCUUUCACACGGAAAUCCCGUCUUGCUGCACAUCAGAGAAUCCACAGUGAGGAGAAACUUUUUGAAUGUAAUCAGUGUGGAAAGGCUUUUACACAGAGCUCCAGUCUUGCUGUACAUCAGACAAUCCACACUGGAGAGAAACCUUAUCAGUGUAACCAAUGUGGAAAAGCUUUUACACGACGGGGUAAUCUUGCUGCACAUCAGAAAAUCCACACUGGAGAGAAACCUUUUGAAUGUAUGCAAUGUGGAAAGACUUUCAGAAUUCGCUCUAGUCUUGCUAAACAUCAGAGGAUCCACACUGGAGAAAAACCUCGUGAAUGUAAUUAAUGUGGAAAGGUUUUCACAAAGAUCUCCAGGCUUGCUACACAUCAGAGCAUCCACAUUGGAGUGUCCACAAUGGCAAGAAAUCUUAUAAAUGUAAUCAAUGUGGAAAGGCUUUCACAAGAAGCUCCCAUCUUGAUGCCCAUCAGAGAAUCCACAUUGGAGAGACAUUUUAUGAAUGUAAUCAGUGUGGAAAGACUUUCAGAAUCAUCUGCAGUCUUGAUGUACAUGGGCAUGUCCAUACUGAGGAGAAAACUUAUGAAUGUAAUCAGUGUGGCAAAGCAAAAGAGCUCUGGUCUUAGUGCCCAUCGGAGAAUCCACACUGGAUGGAAAUCAGUGUGGAAAGGCUGUCACAUGGAAGGGCAAUCUUGUUGCCCAUCAGAAAAUCCACACUUGCAAGAAACCUUUUGAAUGCAGUUAGUGUGGAAAGACUUUCAGAAUUAGAUCCAGUCUUCCUACAAAUCCACACUCAGGAGAAAUUUUAUUAAUAUGACCAACAUGGAAAGGGCUUAACAAAGAGUCCUGCUUGACAUCAGAGAAUCCACACUGGAGAGAAACCUCUUGAAUAUAAACAGUGUAGUGUGGUGUGUGAAAGAUGCAAUUACUGAAGAAGCAAAAGUUCGAACUUCUGAGCAUUUUGACUUAUUGAGCAAUGCAUGCCAAUUGCCUAACAAAUCAGGACCAGAUCUCUUCACCAUAGGCCUGGACCCCAAAUAAUGUGGGAAAUAGACUUUUAUACAUUAAAAACAAUUAAUCAAAUACAGCCAAUUAAUUAAAA
Messenger RNA from Phascolarctos cinereus (koala), 3125 nucleotides. RefSeq lists its product as uncharacterized. The record is from RefSeq and is a predicted model, not a curated record. Gene Ontology annotation, molecular function: DNA-binding transcription factor activity, RNA polymerase II-specific; RNA polymerase II cis-regulatory region sequence-specific DNA binding. Gene Ontology annotation, cellular component: chromatin; transcription regulator complex; PcG protein complex. Lineage: Eukaryota; Metazoa; Chordata; Mammalia; Diprotodontia; Phascolarctidae. Gene Ontology annotation, biological process: regulation of transcription by RNA polymerase II.